This is a messenger RNA of Monoraphidium neglectum, 336 nucleotides long. RefSeq lists its product as hypothetical. The record is from RefSeq and is a predicted model, not a curated record. The transcript has 3 exons. The coding region runs from base 1 to 336 and encodes 111 amino acids. NCBI's taxonomy places the organism in Eukaryota, Viridiplantae, Chlorophyta, Chlorophyceae, Sphaeropleales, Selenastraceae.
AUGGCUCAAGCUGCGCGCAGCGCGCUGGCGUUUCUGGUGCUGGGCCUGAUCGUGAUCGGCGCCCACGCCGCUGUCAACACCGUGCACCUCUCCCAGACUGCCGCGGCUGACAACGUCAAGCAGAAUGUGAACCUCCGGUCCAAGGCCGACAGAGUUGAGGGUGACAUCACCCUGCAAGGAACCGCCACGGACAACCUCAAUCAGAGGAUCCACGUCAUCGCCCCCGGGAGGACCAACACGGAGGGCCUCACCCUGUCGGCAACCGGCACCGGCGGCACAGUGAAGCGCCAGAUCAUCUGCUCAGGCGGCGGUGAGCUGCGGCCGCACGAUGAUUGA